Drosophila simulans is the source of this 248-nucleotide messenger RNA. It is a transcript of the gene ND-MNLL, whose product is annotated as NADH dehydrogenase [ubiquinone] 1 beta subcomplex subunit 1. Lineage: Eukaryota; Metazoa; Arthropoda; Insecta; Diptera; Drosophilidae. Gene Ontology annotation, cellular component: mitochondrion. The transcript has a single exon. The coding region runs from base 1 to 171 and encodes 56 amino acids. The record is from RefSeq and is a predicted model, not a curated record.
AUGGUCUUGGGACUGGAUAAGCGAGCUCUGUGGGGCGCGCUGCCCCUGCUGGGAUUUGCCAUUGGACACUUCCUGGACAAGAAGGAGACGGAGCGUAUGACCAUGUUCCGGGACAAGAGUGCCCUAUACGGCCGUCCCGGCGGCAGCGAGGGUAAGGCGCCAUCCUGGUAGGCCUACCCAACUUCGCCAACAUACAUUAUUUUUUUCCCCCAACUCACUGUUAAUCAAUAAACCGGAGAAAUGUGAAA